Molecule: messenger RNA, 1425 nt
Organism: Brassica oleracea var. oleracea
Lineage: Eukaryota; Viridiplantae; Streptophyta; Magnoliopsida; Brassicales; Brassicaceae
Exons: 1
Coding region: 43-1266 (407 amino acids)
Source: RefSeq, a predicted model, not a curated record
AAAAAAUAAAAAAGUUUAAAAGAAACCCUAACCGUUACGGCUAUGGCGGCAGCGAGUUUUUCCGAUGACUUUGACUACGAAACAUGGGCUCUAACGACGAAAGCGACUCUAACCGAGCAAGGACUUUGGGACGUUGUCGAAAACGGAGUCCCACCGGAUCCAUCCAAGAUUCCAGAGCUAUCGGCAACGAUUAAAUCCCAAGAACUCUCUCAAUGGAGAGAUCUCGUGAUUAAAGACAUGAACGCGCUUCAGGUAAUGCAAUCUUCUCUCACUGAUUCCGCUUUCAAGAAGACUCUCUCCGCUUCUUCAUCCAAAGACGUUUGGGAUAUGCUCAAAAAGAGUAACGAGCAAGCUAGACUAAGUAGGUUAGAGGAGGAAGAAGUUGAGUACUUGAUGUUAGUAGAAGGUGUGGAUAAGUUGAGCUAUGAUGAGGAUAUGUGGAUGAUCUGCGCCAAGGGUACGACGAAUCAUAUGUCUCCAUACGAGAAGUACUUCUCCGUUCUGGACAGAACACACAAAGGCAAGGUUAUGUUAGCAGACGGAACGUUUCUCAGGGUUGAAGGUAGAGGACACGUGAGGAUUACGAUGAAGGAAGGGAAGAAGACGAAGACUAAGACGAUGAGGGAUGUGAUUUUUGUUCCGGGGUUGAACGUGAAUGUUUUGAGUAUCGAUCUGAUGAUAGCAAGAGGUUACUCACUAGAAUCGAAACCGGACACGUGCGUUUUUUUCGAUCGGAAGGGGGCGGUGUUCGGGGAUGCCGUGAUGGACAAGAAAGGACCAGCUCUGCGUUUGACCAUGAUUGAAGGUACUCAGGAGGAAGAGAUCGCUGUUGAUUAUGUGAUGGCUGCGGUGAUAAGCAAAACUGAUUUGAUUUAUGAUGAGGACAUGUGGAUGGUCUCUGGCUUCUCCACGAUCCAUAUGACUCCGUAUGAGAAUGUUUUCACGGCUCUUGACAGGACACACAAAGGGAAGGUUGGGUUGAAGGAUGGAACGGUGCUCAAGGCAGAAGGAAAAGGAGAUGUUGAGAUUGUGAUGAAGGGAGGGAAGAAGAGGAAGACGAUCAAGAAUGUGCUUUAUGUUCCUGAGAUGAUGAGAAACGUGCUGAGUUUUAGUCAGAUGGAAACAUACGGUUGUUCGUUUAGAGAGGGAGGAGGUGGUGAAUGCAUUAUAAGCGAUGAGACUGGGGCAGUGUAUGGGGAUACUACGUGGGAUGUGAAAGAUAUGGCUCUGCGUUUGGAGGUGAUCAAAGGUAACCGCAUCUCUUAAUAAUCAGGCCAAUGCUUUGCACUUUGGUACUGAACUUAACUCGUAAGGUGCAUGGGCGUAUGAAGUUCUUUUUUUUUAGUUUGGUGUCACUCAUUGUGUGAUUUUCUGUUUUGUUCGUUUUAAUUUGGAUUCUACUAGCUGUCUAUUGAAUUAUCAUUU